Messenger RNA from Cynocephalus volans (Philippine flying lemur), 2002 nucleotides. RefSeq names its product eukaryotic translation initiation factor 2D (gene EIF2D). Lineage: Eukaryota; Metazoa; Chordata; Mammalia; Dermoptera; Cynocephalidae. The record is from RefSeq and is a predicted model, not a curated record. Gene Ontology annotation, biological process: formation of translation preinitiation complex; translational initiation. The coding region runs from base 132 to 1886 and encodes 584 amino acids. Gene Ontology annotation, molecular function: translation initiation factor activity; RNA binding. The transcript has 15 exons.
GCUCUUUUCGCGGCCGGGCCCCAGCAUGGCUGCCCCCAGGGCUCAGGGCUGGGGAGCCGCGGCACUCUCGCUUUCCUGAUAAUCCCGGGCUUCUGUGCUCACCUUGUCUUCCUCGGGCCACCCCAGCAGUCAUGUUUGCCAAGGGCUUUCGGGUCAAGUCCAACACGGCCAUCAAGGGGUCAGACAGGAGAAAGCUUCGGGCUGAUGUGACAGCUGCUUUCCCCACCCUUGGAACCGAUCAGGUCUCUGAUUUAGUACCUGGAAAGGAGGAGCUCAACAUUGUGAAGCUGUAUGCUCACAAAGGGGAUGCAGUGACUGUGUACGUGAGUGGCGGUAACCCCAUCCUAUUUGAACUGGAGAAAAAUCUAUAUCCAACAGUGUACACCCUAUGGUCCUAUCCCGAUCUUCUACCGACUUUUACAACAUGGCCUCUCGUACUCGAAAAAUUGAUGGGGGGAGCAGAUUUGAUGCUGCCAGGACUAGUGGUGCCUGCUGCUGGUCUGCCUCAGGUACAGAAAGGCGACCUCUGUGCCAUUGCCUUGGUGGGGAACAGAGCCCCCAUAGCGAUCGGAGUCGCUGCCAUGUCCACAGCUGAGAUGCUGACUUCAGGCCUGAAGGGAAGGGGCUUCUCUGUACUGCACACUUACCAGGACCACUUGUGGCAAUCUGGGGACAAGUCCUCUCCACCUUCCAUUGCUCCACUGGCACUGGAUCCCACAGAUCUCAGUGAAGACAAGGGGUCUGUCCAGGUGGACCCCACCCUGCAGGAGGAUGUGAGGCGCCUGACCCUGGAGGGAGAGGAGGAGAUUGGGGAGGUUCAUCAGGCGUGUGGGGAGAAGUCCCUCUCAGAAGCCUCAGAAGACACCAGUGCUGGGGCCCCAAACCAAGACUCCACAGACAGCAAAACGCUUCGAGAGCAAAUGGAUGAACUGUUACAACGAUGCUUCUUGCAUGCUCUGAAGUGCCGAGUCAAAAAGGCUGACCUGCCUUUACUCACCAGCACUUUUCUUGGCAGCCACAUGUUCUCCUGCUGCCCUGAAGGACGACAGCUGGACAUAAAGAAGUCAAGCUACAGAAAGCUCUCUAAGUUCCUGCAGCACAUGCAGCAGGAGCAGGUUAUACAGGUGAAGGAGCUGAGCAAAGGGGUGGAGAGCGUUGUGGCUGUGGACUGGAAACACCCGAGGAUCACAUCUUUCGUCAUACCCGAGCCCUCCCCGAGCUCCCCGACUAUCCAGGAGGGUAGCAGGGGACAGCCCUAUCACCCUCCAGAUAUAAAAUCCCUCUACUGUGUCCCAGCCAGCAUGACCCUGCUCUUCCAGGAGUCUGGCCACAAGAAGGGGAGCAUGCUCGAGGGCAGCGAGGUCCGAAUGAUCAUCAUUAACUACGCCAAGAAAAAUGACCUGGUUGAUGCAGACAACAAAAAUCUUGUGAAAUUAGAUCCCAUCCUAUGUGACUGCAUCUUAGAGAAGAAUGAACAGCACACAGUCAUGAAACUUCCAUGGGACAGUCUCCUGACCAGAUGUUUGGAAAAAUUGCAGCCUGCCUAUCAAGUGACCUUUCCUGGGCAAGAUCCCGUUGUCAAAAAAGGGAAAAUCUGUCCAAUUGACAUCACCCUAGCACAGAGAGCUUCUAAUAAAAAGGUGACCUUGGUCCGGAACUUGGAAGCCUAUGGUCUGGAGCCAUGCUCAGUGGCUGCCAUCCUCCAGCAGCGAUGCCAAGCUAGCACCACUGUCACUCCUGUCCCUGGGACCAAGGACAGCCUGCAGGUGCAGAUCCAGGGAAACCAGAUCCACCACCUCAGCUGGCUACUGCUAGAAGAGUAUCGGCUCCCUCGAAAACACAUCCAAGGCCUAGAAAAGGCCCCCAAACCCAGCAAGAAGAAGUGACAGACUCUGUUUCAUGUGCUGGAUCCAGUGGAAAUCCAAGCUCUAGGCUGGUAAUUUAUAUGAGCAUUUUCAGCUUUUGCAAAUAAAAAAUAUAAUUCUUUACCAAAAUAAAUUUU